AUGGACCGAUUCACUCAAUUUCCUGCGAUUCAGCGCCAAGCGGUUGCUGAUGAAACCGGCAUUGCAUGCAUCAGCCAGGCAUGGCCGGCAGAAACUGCAGCCUUGCCAACGGAGAUCUUGGGCCUCGCAUGGGCAGUUCUGUUGCGAGCCUUCACAACAGAAGAAGCCCCGGUAUUUCUGCUCGACGGUAGCCCCGUGAAGGUGGACACCUUGACGCAAGAGAUUCGCCCGGCGACCCUGGAUCCCAUUGAAUUCUCUGCAGAGCACACUGCAGUGCAUUUGACCGAUGAUCCUGCACGAGUCUGCGAGGAACUGUCGAAUGGCAGCGCGAAAGACCAAAAACUACCCUCUGAAUUGUGCACUUUGACGUGGCAUUUCAAUCGCAAGGCCCAGACGAGCACAUUGCAAGCAACCACUGGCAUGGAUUCUAAUUACAUCCAGCAGCUGGGCUGCCAGCUUGAACACAUUGUUCGAGAUCAAGCAUCUCUAUCGGGAAUCGCAGUGAGAUGGAGUCCUCUGGCAAAUCAGAAUUCCGAGACGACAAUGAGACUCUCUAUUGCGAAUCCCUCUCCCCGCAACUUGGCAGGGCCUCAGUUGCUUCAUGAGCUCGCACUGUGUAAUACCACGUCGGAGAAUGAUGCAAUUGAAUUUAUGGCCGCAGAUAGAGCUGUCUAUCGUCUCAGCUAUCGUGCGCUUGACCAAGCCUCUACAAGGCUAGCAGCAAGAAUCAGCACUGCGGCAACAACCACGAGGACGCAAGCAGAGCAGCGACAAAUGGUGGUGCCCAUUCUGCUGCCUCAAUCCUUGGAGCUUUAUAUAACCCAGCUCGCCAUUCUUAAAGCUGGCGGGGCUUUUUGUCCUCUCACAAUCGAUGCACCCUCAGACCGCAUCGAGUUUAUCAUACAAGAUGUAGCUGCGGCAGUGAUUGUCACGCAGGAUGCUCUGACCACGAGAAUCCCCAAGGGCAGCAAUGUCACAGUAAUUACUGUUGACGAGCUCGAGAGCCACUUGGAAAGCCACAAUAGCACAGGGACCAUAGAGCAGGUGCACGCGCGAACCAUCGCUCCUACGGACCUUGCAUAUGUCAUGUACACUUCUGGCUCGACUGGUCGACCCAAAGGUGUGGGCAUCUCCCAUUUGGCUGCAACGCAGUCUUUACUCGCACAUAAUGAAUUGAUACCCCAAUUUGCUCGCUUUUUACAAUUCGCGUCACCCACCUUUGACGUUUCGGUCUUUGAAAUCUUCUUUCCCCUUUUCCGUGGAGUCACGCUCGUUGCUUGUGAGCGCGAACAGAUGCUUCUCGAUAUCUCCCGCGUGAUGACCACCAUGCGCGUGGACGCAGCUGAGCUGACACCUACGGUGGCCGGAGAGCUUCUACGAACCCGAUCUGCAGCGCCAUCAUUGCGCGUUCUCCUCACAAUCGGUGAAAUGCUGACUCGAGCUGUGGUCGAUGAAUUUGCGUCCUCGCCCAACGGCGAAGACGGCAUCUUGCACGGCAUGUACGGUCCAACGGAAGCGGCCAUUCAUUGCACAGCCGCAACGCAGUUCCACUCCGAUGACCGUGUGAAUCUUAUCGGUCGAGUCUUUAGUACUGUCUCUGGAUUCAUCAUGCCCAUCUACUCAGACGACGAGACGGAUACCAAAGUCGACGAGCUGCGGCCGUUGCCCCUGGGUCAGAUCGGCGAGUUAGUUGUCGGUGGUCCUCAAUUAGCGGAUGGCUACAUCAAUCGGCCGGAGGAGAACGCCAAGGCCUUCAUCGACAGCCCUGUUUAUGGACGCCUCUAUCGAACUGGUGAUAAGGCUCGAAUGUUGCCUUCUGGGGAGAUUGAAUGUUUUGGGAGAAUUUCCAGUGGUCAGGUCAAGCUCCGAGGCCAGAGAAUUGAGCUUGGUGAAAUUGAACAUGCUAUUUGUCAAACUCCAGGAGCGCGCAGCGCAGUCGCCGUCGUGAGCAAUGGUAGCCUGGCCGCGUUCGUGCUGGUCAACAGCAAAGAGACAACCGAGCGCACACUGCGAGACGUUUGCCGGCAAUGGCUUCCGCGAUUCAUGGUUCCGGGAGAGUUCAUUCUGGUCAACCAGUUUCCCCAGCUACCAUCCGGCAAAAUCGACCGAAAAUUGUUGGAAGCCGAUUUCAAACGUCAUCGUAGCAACGCUCAAGCCGCCAAGGACUACAAAUUUCGUGAUGAACUCGAGGAGACAAUUGCUUCAUGCGUGGCAAGCGUGAUGGGGAGACAAGUGUCGGCUAUAGAAAGUCUCGGUGCGGCAGGGUUGGACUCGUUGGCUGCCAUUCGGCUUGCAUCUCAUCUUUUGGACAGUGGAAUCCGACUGGACGUUGCGCAUCUCCUCGAAGCAGACUCUGUGAAUGGGAUAUGGGAGCUCGCGAGGACAGCCGAGGCCGUAGCUUCGACUGAGAAUACAAGCGCAGGUCUGCAGCUGAUCCAUCAACUGGUGGCAGAUGCAGGUGCUGCACGGAUCGAGGCUCUUGGAUUGAGUUCAAAGGUUGGUGCUGUUGAUCUUUGCAGCCACAUCCAACAGGCGAUGAUAAUGGAGACCGCUCGGCAAAGGCAAGCAUACUGCAACUGUAUCGAAUUGGAAUUCUUGCCCGAGACACGUUUCUCUGAUAUACAGCAUGCGAUUGUGAAGCUCCUGGAAAGUAACCCAAUUCUUCGCUCCGGUUUUGUUGAAAUCGGUCUCAAGGAUCAGGCUUAUGCCCGAUUCGUGUACAACCCGGCAGAACUUGAUGUUCUUCACCAACGCGAAACAUUCAACUACGGUUUUUCACUGAUGGUGGAAAGCGAUCUGCUAAAUCCACUUCAAUUUUACUUCCGAGAGGCAGAAAGCGGUCCUCGAUUACUCGUUCAGAUUCACCAUGCGCUAUAUGACGGCUGGUCUUGGCAGCUGAUCAUGAGAGAUCUUCGUCAACUCUUGUCAGGCGAGGCUAUUGAACCCAGGCCUUCUUAUACACUCAUUUCAGACUUCUUCGCCGAACACAAAUUGGGUCAUUCGUAUAUUAACUCACUGAACUUCUGGCGCGACAGAUUGCAGGGGUCUCCAGUGGCUCCCUUUCCUAAAUUUGUCGCGUCUGUGACUCCAGUUGGCACACAAGAGGCAAGUCGUGACCUGCAAAUAUCGAUUGAAAGACUGGCAGAAGCUUCUCAAACGCUGCACGUCAGUCGCCAAACAAUCUUCCAGGCGGCAUACUGCUACCUUCUCUCGACAUACUUAGGAUCAGACGAUGUGACCUUUGGUACUGUCUUUUCCGGCCGCACGCUUCCAGUCAAGGGCAUUGAAAGUGUUCUUGGUCCUUGUAUUCGCACACUUCCUACUCGAAUGGCAAUGGGCCAAAUGCGAACCGUCGCCGAUUUGUUGCUCGCAAUUCAAAACAUGAACCACCGAUGUCUGGAGCACGGUAGUGUCUCGCUUCAAGAUAUCAAGAAAGCUUCUGAGAUCGACCCACGAGCUAGCCUCUUCGAUACCGCUUUUGUCUGGCAAGAGACACUAUGGCAAACUAAGAAGAAAGAUGAAAUUUUCAAGGAAGUCAAAGAGAGGGAGUUUCUAGAGUUCGCUGUGUUGUUGGAGCUCGAGCCCCUCGAGACAGAUGUCCGCGCAAAGAUCACAUUCCAGCAAUCUAUUCUCUCCCGUGAGCAGGCUCAAUUCCUUCUGGAGCAACUUGAUGCCGUUGUGGCCGUGAUACUUGAGGCACCAACCCUUGUUAUUGAGGAGAUCGGGCAACGACUUCCAAUCAAUAUUCUGUCAAUUGCCGAUUCCGAAGAUGUCACACAUGAUGGGUUAUCUGAGAUAUUGGGUCCACUCGCAACAAUGGGACCUGAUUUGGAAGCUGUGAAAAUUCUGAGCUCAUGGGAGUCGGACACGCCAUGCUUCGACUCCAUCACGUACGGCCAAUUGGCAAACCAAGCCAAUGGACACGCCGAAUAUCUGUCACAAGUCGGUGUCAUGAAGAGUGAUCCAGUCUUGCUCGUCCUCACUCAGUCAAUAGAGUCUUACAUUGUUUUGCUGGCUUUGGCAAAGCUUGGUGCUCAUCUUAUUUCCUUGUCGCCGCGAACAACAUCAGAGGAUCUGAGCAGUGUUGUGUCCGACAUGCAUGUGAAGUACUACCUUUCUGGUUCAUCGCGCGAGUCUGAACUCGGAUUUGCUAUUCCGGGAUCUGUCCAACAGAUCUCUCUCCCGGAAUCAUUCGAAGCACCGGAUGAGAUACCUCACGCGGCUUACGACAGUUUCCGAUUCUCAACAUUUGACCCGACGAUCAAAGACUGGGCCUCCUUCACGUCGCCGCAAUUGGGUGAUUGCUUGGGUAUUUUUAGAAAAUCCUAUGAUCUCACACACGAGGCGAGGAUUUUCUCGACGGGUAGCGCUGCCUUCCCUGUUCCCAUCAUUGAAUCAAUGCUGGCAUGGAGUGCCGGAGCCGUUCUCAUUUCUGCCUCCAGCGAUGCCAUAGCCGGUGAUUCACACAAAGUUCUUCAGGGUAUGGGGCUCACUCAUCUUCACACCACACCAACUCUAGCAUCUCGGUUGGAUCCCAGCAAUUUCCCCACAAUCCGAGAGCUGUACGUCUCUGGUGAACCAUUGACGGUGAAGGUUCAGCGGAAGUGGGUUGGAACAAAUAUCUACUACGGCUACACCUGUUCAAACUUUGCCGGGCCAUGCACAGGCCUCGUGAAAUUGGAUACUAUCGAUGAAAGCAAAAACCUUGGCAGGCCAAAUCGGAACACCUCGCUGCUUGUUAUUGCAGAUAGUGUUGGUUUACAACCAGUGCCCCGCGGAGCUGCUGGUCAGCUCUGCUUUGGUGGCAAUCAAUUGGCUGAAACAUCCUCAAAGAAGGUUCUUCAACAUGCUGAGUUGGGCAAAUUCUACAAGACGAAUGACAUAGCCCGGUUUCUUGCGGAUGGUACUGUUGAAAUUAUUGGCCAAACUGCCACUUUUCGUCGAAUUGAGCAGGUUCUAUUGUCUUCGAAGCACGUGCAAGAUUGCACGAGCUUGUGGAUGGAGAUUUCGACAUCGAAGUCGCCGCAGUUGGUGACUGUCUGGGUCCCUGCUGAGACAGCUCGUACAAGUGACGAUCUGGUCGAACACUCGCUGGAGCUUCUGAGGGACUUAACAUCCAAGCUACCUUCUUCUGAAGUUCCGAGCUACCUGGUGCCAGUUCCAAUCAUUGCUAUGACAGAGGGUUUCCUGACGGACCACACAGAUGUUUCAAAUAUUGUCAAACGACUUGGGCCUGAAACACUUCGCCAAUACUCUGCCGUUCCUGAUGACAGUGCCCAGGACGAAAUUCUCUCGGAUACUGAGAAAUCAAUUUCGACUGCUCUUUCUAAGGUUCUUGACCUCGAUGAACGAAUAAUUGGAAGGCACACAUCUUUCUACAAGCUUGGCUUGGACUCUCUGUCUGCCAUAGCCUUAUCCAGACAGCUUCAGGAAUCUGGGAUAGGACGCUUGCCAGUCUCUACUAUCCUUCGCUACAACUCAGUGAGUCAGUUGGCAGACAUCGCUGCGACCACUUCUGAGACAAGGCAAGUCUUUACCACACAGAGUGUUGGACGGUCUCUGGAGGUUUUCGAUUCAGACUUUGUUUCCGCUGUGAAAAGUGAUAUAAGUUGCGGGGCUUCAUCAGUCCAGGGGGUGUAUCCGUGUACGCCUCUGCAGGAAGCUAUGCUCGCGGCAGAAUCUGAUAAUGGCACGGCGUAUUUCAAUCACCUGCUGCUUCGUGUGAAUGUUAGCCCUGACACGAUGAAGGAAGCGUGGCUACAAAUGAUACAGCGUCAUGGGAUCCUCCGGUCAUGCUUCAGGCAGACAAAUCAUAAACGCUUCGCCUACGCGCAGAUUGUUUUGGACAGUGCCACUUUGCCUUGGACUGAGAAAAAGACUGCGCCGGAUACAUUCAAGCAAGACAUCGCCGUACUGAAAGAGGACUUCGAGCGUUUGUCGCCAGUCGAUGGCAAAUUACCCUAUUCUUUGACAUUCCUCGAAGACGCUAGUUCGGGGAAGGCUUAUCUGCUGCUAUCAAUUCACCAUGCACUCUAUGACGGAGAAGGCAUAGCCCAGCUUCUUGACGAGGUUCAGACUGUGCUUGCUGGAGGUGCACUGGCUAGUGUGACGCCUUUCCACCGCUUCAUUGAAUAUAUGGUUUCUAUUGACUCAGAUGCAUCUGAUCAGUUCUGGGACAGGUAUCUGUCAAGUGUUUCCCCCACUCUACUAUUGAGUGCACAGGAAAACUCCGCUACCGAAAUUUCCGAGUUACAAGCGGCUUCCCAGCAGAUCAGUAUGCAUCUCAAUCUGACGCUUGAAGUCUUCAAAAAACAGUGUCAAGAUUUGUCAGUCACUCCGCUUAACGUGCUACACGCCGCAUGGGCUAGGCUACUAGCGCUUCAGUCCGGAGCACCCGAUGUCUGCUUUGGAAACGUUUUCAGCUGUCGAACAAUACCUCUUGAGGGUGCUGACAAGAUCGUGGGUCCGUGUUUCAACACUCUCCCCAUGAGAGUUAGAUUUACAUCAUCUGCGACAAACAAAGAUAUUAUGAGGCUAGCUCAAACUCAUAACAGCGACAUCUUGCCGCAUCAGCUCAGUGCUUUGCGGCACAUUCAAAGGCGUGUUCUGCAGGGUAACUCUCGGUUAUUUGACACGCUACUUAUUUUCCAGUCCACCGCCAAUCAGCUGGAUUCACGCUUUUGGGAGAUUCUCGGUGAUGAAGGCAACAUGGGCUUUCCUCUGAUCUGUGAGGUCGUGCCCGACGAAGAAAGGAAUCUUCUUCGGGUCUGUGUAUAUUUCCAGCAGUCGCACGUCAGCCGUGAGGCAGCGGAGAUUCUUGCCACGGACUUCCUGGCCAUUGUGGAACAGAUGAUGCAAUACCCCUCUGCUCAGGCUUGGGACAAGCGGGCGAUCACUUCUGACCUGUCUGCCAUGUUUGAUUCGAGACUUUCCUCGGUCAUGGAAGUAGAUGACACUGCAGAAAGGGUGUCUGACUCGCGAUCUUGGUCAACUCACGAGGAAUUACUUCGGAAAAUGAUCUGCGAAUUUGCAGAAACUGAGACUAAUGCCGUUACGCUCGGUACGACUAUCUUCCAGCUGGGUCUUGAUAGCAUCAAUGCGGUACAAUUAUCUGGAAAGCUUCAUAAAAUGGGACAUCCAAUCUCGGCAGGAGACAUACUUGAGGCGGCCUCUAUUGAGAAAAUUGCAGCCCUGUUCAAUCAAUCAGACAACAAGGGGGUUGAGCUUGAGUAUGAUUUCUCUGCAUUUGAGAAUGAGCACUUACGAACGGUGUGCGAGCAACUUGGUAUCGCUCAGGACUCAGUGCAAGCGUUGAGACCAUGUACUCCCGUUCAAAGCGGCAUGUUGGCCCUUUUCAACCAUUCACAGGGAGAUAUGUACUAUAAUAGGAUGGUGCUCAACGCGCCUGCCCCUCUCGAGAAAGCUAAACUCAGAGAAGCGUGGAGCCUAGUCAUGGCUCACCACGAAAUGCUUCGGACAGGCUUUGUGCAGCUGCGCGAUCAAAAUUAUCCCUUUGCUAUGGUCACCUAUCGCGCAGGAUUUGAGCUCCCGUGGCGGGAGACUUCAGGCCCCGACAUAGUCGCUCGAGAACAGUCUAUACUACGAACCUUGCAUCUACCGCCUUGGGAGGUCCGUGUUGAGCCCGGUGAUUGCGUUAGCACUGUUCACUUCUCGGCGCUUCAUGCCCUUUAUGAUGCGCAGUCUUUGGAGACCGUCUUUUCGGAUGUUUUAGCUGUCUAUGAGGGCAGAAGUCUCCCUGGGUCUGCUCCUCUCAAUGACACCCUCGGUCCCAUUCUUAUCGAGAGUGAAAAGCAAUCAAAAAGCUCUCGAUCUUUCUGGGAAAGUUUGGCCACCGAGCUCAAUUCGACCAAGUUCCCUGACCUUCAUCCUACCCGCACAACCGAGAAAUAUCUUCUCACCAGAUCGAUCCGCUGCUCUCUUCCGCUUACUGAUCUGGAGAGUGCUUGUCGUGCUGCCGGUGUCACGCUUCAGGCAGCGGGCCAAGUAGCCUGGGGCCGAUUACUUGCUGCACUUACCGGUGAACAGAAUGUCACUUUUGGGACUGUCUUGUCUGGUCGCAAUCUGUCUCAAGCUGCUCAACAAGCUGUUUUUCCCUGUCUUGUGACCGUGCCAUCACUAAUCCAGACCGACUGUUCGAAUCGCGUGCUUCUCCACCGCACUUUAAAACGCAAUGCUGCUCUUACUAGGCAUCAAUUCACGCCUCUUGGACGCAUCCAAAAAUGGUUCGGCAGCGAUGAACCACUUUUCGAUACGUUGUUUGUUUACCAGAAGUUUGCAAAGCAGACAUCGCCGAAGUCAUCCUCAUGGGAAGUCGUUGAUGUAGAGACCAAGAUUGAUUAUCCGGUCUCGAUUGAGCUUCUGCCCCAGGCAGAGGAGCUUGAGGUUCGCAUUAGUUGCCGAAGUGAUCUUGUUCCAACAGAGCAAGCUGGUCUCAUUCUGGAUCAAUUUGACAGGCUAUUAAAGCACACGGUCCUGUCACCUGACUCUGCUGCGACUGACUACCUCUCUCUGGGCAACCAGCUUUUGUCUGUGACUCCCGCCAAAGAGAUCCUGAUACCCACUGAAGUGGCUUUGUUACAUCAGUUUGUGGAAGAGAGCGCUAGAAGAUACCCAGAGAGACCAGCAUUUGAAUUUGCCUAUGGGCCUAACGCCGACUCCCUGCAGAAAAAAGUCUGGUCUUACAAGGAAUUCAAUGCCGAUGGUAAUCGGGUGGCUCACUUGCUUAAGGAGCAGGGAGUCAGGGCAGGAAGCAUUGUUGGAAUCUGCUUCGAUAAGUGUCCAGAAGCUUCAUUGGCCAUUCUGGGAAUUCUCAAAGCCGGGUGUGCUUAUCUCGCAAUUGACCCUUCUGCUCCAAUUUCGCGAAAGCAAUUCAUUUUGGAGGACUCCGCAACAAAGGUUCUGCUCUGUGAUCAGUCGCGCUGUUCAGAGUUGGAAGCGCUUUCUGGUGUGCUUGUACAGACUAUCGAUGUAGCAGGCAACAUCCAGCAAUACUCUGCCGGAAAACUGGUUCUUGCUCGUGAUAUCACUCCUGAUGAUACCUGCUACUGCUUAUACACGUCUGGAACCACGGGUACGCCAAAGGGCUGCGAGAUUACACAUGGCAAUGCCGUACAAGCCAUGCUUGCAUUUCAAAGGCUUUUCGCACCUCAUUGGGAUGAGACUUCUCGUUGGCUUCAAUUCGCGUCCUUCCACUUCGACGUCAGUGUUCUAGAGCAGUAUUGGAGCUGGAGUGUCGGCAUUUGCGUCACUUCUUGUCCGCGUGACUUACUCUUUGAAGAUCUCCCCGGCACAAUUCACAAAUUGGGAAUUACACAUAUUGACCUCACGCCCAGUCUUGCAAGACUCGUCCAUCCGGACGAUGUACCAUCUCUGUGCCGAGGUGUCUUCAUCACUGGAGGUGAACAGCUGAAGCAAGAGAUCCUGGACGCAUGGGGGGAGCAUGGCGUCAUCUACAACGGAUACGGGCCCACUGAAGCGACUAUCGGUUGCACCAUGCUCCCACGCAUGCGCGCCAACGAUAAGCCUUCCAAUAUCGGUCCACAAUUCGAUAAUGUGGGCUCGUAUGUUUUCAAAGCAGGUACUUGUACACCAGUGCUACGGGGUGGUCUUGGCGAGCUUUGCGUCUCAGGUCCUCUCGUCGGGAAGGGUUACCUGAAUCGCGCAGAGCUCACUCAGGAACGAUUCCAGACUCUUGACAAUGGUGACCGGAUCUAUCGCACAGGAGACUUGGUGCGAAUCUUGCACGACGGAAGUUUCCAAUUCCUGGGACGAAUCGACGAUCAGGUUAAACUUCGUGGUCAGCGACUUGAGAUUGGCGAGAUUAACGAAGUUAUCAAGCAAGCAACCCCUGAGUUAAACGAAGUUGCUACGCUUGUUGUGAAGCAUCCGAAACAAUCAAAAGAUCAACUCGUGUCCUUCGUCACCGCGAAACAUGUUGGCAAGAAGCCGAACGGGGUGGAAGUGCGCUAUUCCGAGGACGAUCGAUCGGUUCUAGUUGCUGUGAAGACUGCUUGUUAUUCGCGUCUUCCAGGUUACAUGGUGCCAACACACAUCAUUCCCAUGACCAAUUUUCCGUUGUCUGCCAAUAACAAGGCCGAUAUGAAGGUGUUGAAGGGCAUCUAUCAAGAGCUUUCUCUGGAGGAUUUACAGAGACUCGGCUCGAUCGCCCUGGACGAAAAUGCUCAAAGUGGAUGUGAGAAAGAGAUCAUCUCCAUCUUGGCCAAGUUUACAAAGUCCCCUGAACCUGCUAUCUCUUCAUGGACAAGCAUCUUCGAGUUGGGGCUCGACUCGAUUUCCGUGAUUUCAUUUGCCAGAACCCUCAGGGAGGCUGGAUUCUCGCAGGCUCAGGCAUCACUCAUCAUGAAGCAUCCGACCGUCGCCGGGUUAUCCUCGGUGUUGAAACAGUCGACCCCUGUGUCAAAUCUUCAGAGCAGACUUCGCUUGAGCUCCAAGCACAAAAUUGAUGCAUUUACGCACAAGCACGCUCAUUCCGUCAUAGAGAGUAUUGGUGUUGAUGAGAGUCUCGUCGAACGGAUUGCGCCAUGCACGCCUUUGCAGGAGGGUAUCAUCUACCACUUCUUGUCGAGUCCUAAGCCUCUUUACUGCUCGUCAUUCAAGUUUGCUCUUCACGAAUCGGUCGACAUCAAGACGUUGAAAGAUUCAUGGAGUAAAGCACAGGAUCGGCUUCAGUUAUUGAGGGCUAGAUUCUCGCCAACUUCGGACGGCUAUGCCCAGGUAGCUCUCAAGCGUGAUGAACUGGCUUGGUUUGUGGAAGAUGCUGCAUCCGCGGAUUUAAUCGAAGAUGUCCGACGAAGACGUUUCCAGCGUUGGACAUCUUGUCUUGCAGGACUUCCAAAUCAACUUUGGGAAGUCGGUGUUGUCAGAUCGUCCGAUAAGUCGGUCAUGUGUCUCAACAUCUUCCACGCUUUAUACGAUGGCAACAGCCUAGAGUUGAUUCUGGACCUGGUAGCCAAUCUGUACCUUGGUCGAGUGAAUCAAUUGCGAGAUGGGCCACAAUUCUUGGAUGCACUACACUUUGGUCCAUUGUGCGAGACCCCAGGAGAAGAAGGUUUCUGGAAGGAGCAUCUGAAGGAUGUUCCUCAAAAGGUUCUGCCCCAGCUGAACGACAUGGCUGCUGGCAAUACCUUCCUAGUUCGCAAGAUGAGUAUCGAGACGACAGAGCCCUUGAAUCAGCUCACGAAAACUCUGAACGUGACAGAGCAGGCCGUACUUCAUGCCUGUUGGCUGUUGACUCUUCAUCAGCAAUACGCAUUCGUCCCUCCCCUGGGAAUUGUCGCCUCUGGCCGCGCAUCUGACACAGUCGAUCUCUCGAAUGUCAUCGGUCCGUUGUUCAACACGAUUCCUAGCAAUGUGCGAUUCCAUGGUCUCGGCUCCUGGGCCGAGGUUGCUCGGAAAUGCCACGACUAUCAUGUCUCCUCGAUGUCUUUCCAACACACUGCUUUGAGGAACAUCAUGAAGUGGCUUGGAAAGUGUCCGGAUGAGAGUCUUUUCGAUUCUUUGUUUGUGUUCCAAAAGGAUAACGGGGUUACCGAAAGCUCGCAAAAGGCUCUGUGGACACCACUAGACUCAGAUGCCUCCCACGAGUAUCCACUGGCCUUCGAAAUUGUGCGCAACGGCAAUGAAUCGCUAGAUAUGACGCUUGCAGCACAGGAGAAAUAUGUUCCUGCCGCUGUUGCCGAGCAGCUCCUGCUCAAAUUCCAGCGAAAUCUGUCUGAUUUCUCGCAAAAUCCUGACCAUGAGCUUUCUUAUUCCAAUGGGUUUGAGAUGGCGAGUCAGGAUAAGGAUAUACAGUCAGAUUCCUUGCGUCGCGACGUGAAUGGAGUGAAUGGUGCGAAUGGCACGCAUGUGUUGAGCACGGAAGACUUUCAAUUCGAAUGGAGUGACCAAGCCUCUACUAUCAGAACAACCAUCGCCGCUCUUGCCGACGUCGACAUGCAAUCAAUCGACGAAGAUACCUCUAUCUUCGAAGUUGGCUUGGACAGCAUUGACGCCAUUAAGCUGUCUUCUCGUCUUGCCAAAUCUGGUGUCAAGCUCCCCGUGAGCAUCAUAAUGCGGUACCGAACAGUGAAAGGCAUGGUCAGCCAGCUUACAAAUGCGAACACUCAGGAGCAAAAUGGAGCUCCUUCUAUGCUUCGUCAAAUGGAAGCCUCAUUGGCGACAUUCCUUAAAAAUGAAGGCCUCAUGCCUAAAAGUGCACGCAGAGUACUUCCUGCUACUCCACUCCAGGAAGCAAUGAUUGCCGAGAUGGUGGCAUCCGAGUAUCAAAACUACUACAACCAUGAUAUCCUGCAGAUUGAGCGCCAUGUCAACAUUGCUCAGUUGCAGAGGUCGUGGGAAGCUGUAGUCAAAGAGCAUCCAAUCCUCCGUACGUCCUUUGUCGAAGUCUGGGAUCCUAGAAUCCCGGUCUCGUUUGCUCAGGUCAUUCACGAUGAAGACACCUUUGACUUCCAAACCGUUCACUUGAAUGGAGCUUCUUUGGAAUCCGUGAUUGAGUCGCAGCGCCAGAGAGCCCAUUCAGCGCUCGCCGGGAAGCCUCUACUCAGCUUGACUGCUGCAAUUAAUGACGAUGAUCAAUACCUGAUCCUAUCAAUCUCCCAUGCUCUAUAUGAUGGUUGGUCGAUCAAUCUUCUUCACGAAGACAUUCGCAGAUCGUACAAUGGGGAGAGCUGUACACGUCCAUUGUCAGAUGCAAUUCUCGGGCAAAUACUUGCAUCUUCUGGCGAUCGUGCCUUCAGAUUCUGGAGAACGACCCUAUCCAACCUCACCCCUGUGCCAUUCCCAUCAGGUGAACAUGGCGAGCCUGGAUCAGAGGCGAUUCAUCGCUCUGAAAAAGCACUCGCUGUAUCCUCCGUCAAAGCUGAAACAUUCUGCAAGCGCCAUGGUAUUACAAUGCAAGCACUAAUGGUCAGCUGCUGGUCAUUGGUUCUCUCCUCUUAUGUUCAAUGUCUCGAUGUGGUCUUUGGUCUCGUUCUUUCGGGUCGGAACGCGGCUGAUGCAGAUAAAGUCAUGUUUCCCACUAUGAACACUGUCGCUAUGCGCGUUCUGCUCCACGGAUCUCGCCUUGAGUUGAUCAAAUACGUACAGGAUACUUUGCUGGAAAUUUCUGAAUACCAGCAUUUCCCUUUGCGUCGGGCAAGGCCGGACACAAAAUCUCAGCAGCUCUUUGAUACCCUAUUUAUCUAUCAAAAGCGCCCACCAGGAGUCAGUGUUGACUCUCAGCCGUUAUAUCGAUCUGUUGGAGGAUCCUCCAGCGUGGAGUAUCCUAUCUGUGCGGAGGUAGAAGGAGAAGGGGCUGACCUGAUCGCUCGUGUCGCCUGUCGUGGCGAUGUGUUCGGGAAUAAGGACACGGAGGCGCUGCUAGAUCGCAUGGCACAGGCUCUUCUUUAUGUGGUCGAUGAGCCCGAGAAACCGACCAUCCAAUUUGCAGACGAUGCAAUGACCGUUCUGGGUCGCCCGGUUCUCCAAAGGCAAUCUGAUGAUGCAGCUCGGCCAUCACAGCCCUGUCAUGAUGCACCGAAACGCAGCGAGUGGACCAAUAUAGAGUCGAGUAUUCGCAGUGUGCUUUCGAGUGUGUCUGGCAUACCAGAAGACUCGAUCGGUAAGGGGACGAAUAUCUUCGAACUUGGCUUGGACAGCAUCAGUGCUAUCAAGGUCGUUGCACUUCUCAAGAAGCAGUCCAUCAAGUUGGUUGUGAGCGAUAUGCUUAAAGCUGGAACAGUUGAAAGGAUGGCACUGGCAGUCAAUCAAGAGCAACUUGAAAUCUCACAACAUCAAAUUGACCGUGCAUUGGACGAGUCUCUGGAAGGGCUCGACUUGAGCUUGCUUCUUGAUACACAUGGAAUCGAUACGCAAUAUGUCGAGCAGAAACUGCCAGCUACAGCUGGUCAGUCCUACUUCUUGGCCAUGCAUAGUCUGAAUUCACAUGUCUUCUACUCGAAGUUCUAUUACAUGGCUUCACUAGAUUUGGAGACGGGAUCGCUGAAUCGUGCAUGGUCCAGUCUUAUCAGUGAAUUCCCGAUCCUUCGCACGGCUUUCCUUGCAACUGGGCUCUCACACUUGCCAUUCUUGCAGGUUGUUCUCAGGUCGGUUCAAAACGCACCAAUCUGGCAUGAUAAUCUCGAUCAUGCGAUCAGUGUCAAUCAGCCGUUAGGCUCGCCUCCUGUUGCUCUGCAUGUCAGCCGAACUCCCCGCGGAGUAGUUUUCAUGCUCCACAUUCAUCACGCUCUAUACGAUGCUGUGAGUCUUCCGUUGAUAGUCGCUCGACUGGCACAGCUGUGCAGCGAGCGUCCACCCGCGGCACAACUGGGACAUGACCUUUCCCAUCUUGUGGGAUUCCAGCGAAUUAUCUCACCUAUUGAUGUUCGACGCCAGUUCUGGCAGAGAUACCUGGGCCACAGUCAAUCGGUCGACUUACCAAAUAGUCAGACCCGUGAAUCCGCCAUCCGACAUGACUAUCAGCCAGGCUUAGUGUCAAACAUGUCUCGGCUAGACAAAGCUGCCAACCGCCAAGGACUUAGUACCCAGUCAAUUUUUCUGGCUAUAUACGCGCGGAUACAUCAUCAGAUAAUGGCCAGCGAUACUGUUAAUGGGGCCAGCGCACCACAUCAACUUGUGGUCGGCCUGUACCUGGCCAAUCGAUCAUACGCGAUCGAGGGUCUUUCAGAACUUGUUGCCCCCACCGUCAACAUAGUCCCGCUUCGUCUUGAUGACAAACAUAGUCACGACUCGACGUCAUUGCUUGCUGCUGCUCACAGAAUACAACAAGAUAUUCACGCAAUCAGCUCUGAGGAGAACGCCGGCGUGUCGCUGAUGGAAAUUGCCGAAUGGACUGGGAUUCGCAUCAGUACCUGCAUCAAUUUCUUGCGUCUGCCAGAGUCCGAUGACCCCAAUGGCGAUGAUGCAAGUGAUGUCGUCAUCUUCAAGCCCAUCUCGAGAGAAGAACUUGAUGAGAUUCACACGUCCAGCUCCUCGGAUGACCCCGCACAUAUGAACGGAGAUAGAGUUGCGUCAAAUACAGACCGAGCGAUUGGUAUAAAUGCGUCAUUGGCAGCAUUGAAAGAGGUCUUCCUGCCUACGAUUGAUAUCGAAGCCGCUAUUCGUGAUGACCAUUUGGACUUUGGUGUCUUUGCGCCGGACACUCGGCUUGAUCGGCACAAGGCUCGCAAACUCAUGGAUACGAUGAAAGCUGAAAUGACGUCGCUAAUUGAAGCGUGCGAGCUUGCCUGA
Penicillium diatomitis is the source of this 15267-nucleotide messenger RNA. It is a transcript of the gene sidC, whose product is annotated as nonribosomal siderophore peptide synthase SidC. The transcript has 8 exons. Gene Ontology annotation, biological process: amino acid activation for nonribosomal peptide biosynthetic process; secondary metabolite biosynthetic process. Gene Ontology annotation, molecular function: catalytic activity; phosphopantetheine binding. Bases 1 to 15267 code for a protein of 5088 amino acids. Lineage: Eukaryota; Fungi; Ascomycota; Eurotiomycetes; Eurotiales; Aspergillaceae. The record is from RefSeq and is a predicted model, not a curated record. Gene Ontology annotation, cellular component: cytoplasm.